UGCAGCACUGUGUAGUUUGGUAAACAAAGGCUUUGCCGCCUUGUGUUAUGCUAAGUUGGUUGACAAAAAAAUUAUUUUCGUAUCUACAUUUCAUUCUUUAUUAAUCCCUUCAAUAAGUAAACAUUCGUUUUUGUAAAUAUGCAACAAUGUUGCGUAUUCGGGUGCCGAAAUAUCGGGAAUCAUAGUUUCCCUAAAGACAAAAGAAUUCGAAAACUAUGGGAAGCCGCCACACGCUGCAAAAAUUUUCGAGCCAGUAAAUGGUCGAAAAUAUGCUCUGAUCAUUUUAAACCUGAAGACUACGUAAGAUAUGGACUUUAUACAGGCCUUUUAGUAAACCGCAUCUUAAAGAAGGGAACAGUACCUUCAGUUUUCACAUGGUCGAAAACUGAAGACUUAAAGUGUAGUCAAAGGCGGCGAAGAGCUGAGGCACGUGCUGCUAAACGAGAAGAUCCAAUUAUUUCAUUGCCAGAAUGCAAUGAAUUAGCUCUCAACUCAAAUAUGUGUCGUUUCGUAGAUAAAGCACAAGCAAGCACUUCAUCAGAGACAGCCAUCCCAGAUUUCGAAGUGGAUUGUGUUGAAAAAGCGGUGGUAGCAAAUAUACCAAUACCAAAAAUAGUGCAAAAUGAUAACACUAGUGUUCGUGAAAGUGGAACACAAAAAAAUUACCAAUUUUUCGCUGUGGAAUCAUUUAGGAACGAUGAUAAAGGUAUUGAUUUUUAUACAGGACUUGAAUCAUUUAAGAAAUUUAUGUUUGUUUUUGAUACUUUAUGUCCUGAAGCCUAUUCAAUAACCUAUUCAAGAAGUUGUGUGUUAGGUCUGAGUGUUGAAGAUCAAUUCUUUUUAACAUUGAUUAAAUUGAAGAGAAAUAAGGAAGAUUAUGAGCUUGGUCGCUUUUUCGAUGUAAGUCCUUGUACGGUAUCAGACAUAUUUAUUACUUGGAUUAAUUUUAUGCAUCAAAUGUGGUCAAUGUUGAAUAUAUGGCCUACAAGAGAAUUAGUAAAUUUCUACAUGUCUGGAGGAUUUAAACAGUAUUAUCCUUCCACUAGAGUAAUAGGAGACCAUACAGAAAAUCCUAUACAGCGACCUGUAAACCUAGCUGCACAAAGAAAAACUUUGAGUUCAUAUAAGAACCAUUCAACUAUCAAGAUUGAAGUAGAGGCAUCCCCAAGUGGCCUAAUAUCCCAUUGUUCAGAUGCUUAUGCUGGAAGUACAAGUGACAAAAAGAAUGUAGUGAGAAGUCAACUUUACCAAAAGAGUGAAAAAGGAGACAGUAUCAUGGCGGACCGAGGGUUUAAUAUGCAGGAUAUAUUUGCUCAUAAAGGUGUAACUGUCAAUAUACAUCCAUAUUUUAAGGGGAAAUGUCAAUUGCCUGGAAUGACUGUAGUAAAUGAUCCUAAACUUUCUUCAAAGAGAAUACAUAUUGAAAGGCUUAAAGAACUAACUAAAACAUAUUUUAUGUUACAUAAUCCUGUAAAUAGUAAUUUUGUACCACUGAUGUCUAAAAUAUAUUUUGUUUGUAUCAUGUUGUGUAACUUCCGUGAAAAUUUUGUUACAAAUACAGCCUAGUGCUUGGGGUAUGCUGUUCUUUUAGCAAAUAUAUUAGGACCUUACAUAUCAGAAAACACAGAAUAUAUCUUUGAUAUCAAUGAUUCCUUAUAAUAAUAAUAGCCUUUAUUCAGACUUAAAUUACCGUUUGAAUAUUUACAAUUUUUAUUUUCACUAUGCUAACUCCAUCUAUAUGUCGCUUAUUGACAUAGGCCUCCUCCAACUUAUGCCAUUUAAUUCUGUUGUUUGCUUCUCUUGUCCAUCUGCCACCUGCUACAGUUAAUAUCAUCAACCCAAUAUCUUAGGUUUACCACAUUUUCUCUUUCUUUCCUUGUCUACCUUGAUCUGCUCCUUGUCUACCUUGAUAAUUCAUCACUAGUUUUGGCCAUUUUUCACUGCCUUGGAUUGUAUGGCCUGUCCAUUUCUAUUUAAGCUUUCUUAUUGUUAUUAUGAUACCCUUUGUUCCGAUCCGACGCGUUUUUUAAUGUUUUCAAUUCUUAUUCUAUCAGAAAGUCUUUCUUUGCAUGGAAUUUUUGAAGGU
Molecule: messenger RNA, 2086 nt
Organism: Plodia interpunctella (Indianmeal moth)
Lineage: Eukaryota; Metazoa; Arthropoda; Insecta; Lepidoptera; Pyralidae
Exons: 3
Coding region: 139-1566 (475 amino acids)
Source: RefSeq, a predicted model, not a curated record